Messenger RNA from Cylindrotheca closterium, 720 nucleotides. Lineage: Eukaryota; Bacillariophyta; Bacillariophyceae; Bacillariales; Bacillariaceae. The record is from the annotation of a GenBank genome assembly.
AUGAGCAACACAACCAUCAUUUCCAAAUGCGGAAAUCCUAUUCCACUUGGAAAGAAGAUGUUACGCCGCGUGAAGCAAAUCACUUUGCCGAAUGUCGGAAGAAAUGACAACACAAUAGCUCAUGUUAUGUCAACGAUAUCAAAGGACCCGAAAUCAUUCGAAAACCACAUGAUUGUCUUUUUGAAAGAUAAUCUUAAACUACACCAGAAAGCCAUGCCAAGGAGCCUCACCGACAUGUUAAAUGUGGCUUCAGUGAAUGGUUUUGGGUGCUUUCUCAAGCCCAGGGAGGGAAUCUCGAUGUAUCACGACACGGAAACCCUACAAAAGUUCAAUCUCACUUUGUACCGACCCGAAAAGACGAGCAAUGACAACUCAAACUUCAAAUCACCGUAUUCGAACAUGGGAGAAUGGCUUCAAACUACGCUUGGUGGUGGAUUGCGACUUCCAUCGCCCUUUACACCAGUUUGCUACGGUGGUACAUUUGCUGUCCAAGCAUCUCGAAUAGCUGCCAUUCCCUCCACAAUUUUUGACCAAAUCGAAUCUAGCUUGUCUCGAUCGGACAAUAUCGAAGAAGGGCAUUUCGCGGAACGAAUGUGGGCGGGACUGCUAUCUAUACCACCGACAGAAGGAGAAACUACGAUCAUGAGAAAACGACAUAAACGAAUCAAUUUCGAGCUUUCCAAGGACGGCGGAGGGCAAUUAGGGGCUUUGAUGAUAUGA